This is a messenger RNA of Cyprinus carpio (common carp), 1770 nucleotides long. Its product is annotated as arachidonate 5-lipoxygenase-activating protein-like. Gene Ontology annotation, cellular component: endoplasmic reticulum; nuclear envelope; membrane. The record is from RefSeq and is a predicted model, not a curated record. Gene Ontology annotation, biological process: leukotriene biosynthetic process. Gene Ontology annotation, molecular function: enzyme activator activity; glutathione peroxidase activity; glutathione transferase activity. NCBI's taxonomy places the organism in Eukaryota, Metazoa, Chordata, Actinopteri, Cypriniformes, Cyprinidae.
ACCAGCAAAACGGUUUCAGCCAGCAGAGGGCAGUCUUUCACUGCGAGACCGUCAACACCAAGACCGUCCGUUUCGACUUCACAUUCAGAUGGUUAAACUUUAUUUUAUCCUAAAAUACCAACUGAUAGGAUUAGAUGUGAAACGGAAGAUGCAGCUUUACCAGGAACAGGGUUUCCACACGCACAUAUAUUCUUUCAAAAAGUACAAAAUGUGCCAUUUCAUCAUGAAGCAGAAGUGACCCUCCCAUAAGGAAACGCAUCAGUUUAACGGCGAUGUUAUCUGUGAUGCUAAAAAUGACCAGACAGCAGUAUGAGACAGACCCGCAGGUCAUACUAGAGAACAUGUUUGUUGCCGUGAUGGACAACAUUUUCUUACUGGUGCUGGUCACACUUCUCAGCGUCGUUCAGAAUGUGUUCUUCGCCUUAAAGGUUGAGAAAGAGUGCACGGGUCAACAUUCUAAAUCUCAUUCUCCAGCCUUUGAGCGUUUGUCUUGUGCAAAUCGAAACUGCAUGGACACGUACUCCACAUUUCUGGCAGUACUGUGGUGCGCUGGUAUCUGUCUGAGCCAAGCUCCAGCUGCCUUUGCUGGCAUUAUCUACCUUGUGGUCCGGCAGAAGUACUUUGUUGGCUACUUGGGGCAGACUUGCCAGAGCACUCCCGGCUUCCUGUUCGGGAAACGCAUUCUUUUCUUCCUGUCACUCAUGUGUGCUGUGGGAAUCAUAAAUCACCUGAUGCUCAGCUUCGGUGGCAGUGACUACAAAGAGUACAUUCAGAUCAUCACCAAAGCAGCAUCAACCCUUCUGCUCUUGCCCUGAACAGUUCUAUACAGAUUUAACAGCAGCUGAAACAGUAGUGCAAACAUUAACCAAAAAAAAUCUUUUGGUUAAUGGUUUGUUAGUUAGUGAGAGGAUGUGGCAAGAAAAGUGAGUGAAGCGUUCACAGUAAUGGUCAGAACGACAUUUAACAGCAAAAUUAUAUGUACAUAUUACAAACCUUUAAAAAUCAACAAAAGAAAUAAAAAAGGUUGUUUUGACUAUUAAUAUCCCAGUAUAAGGUAUUUGAAGAAAUGUUUUAAAGGGGUCACAUCAUGCUUUCAUUUUUUUUGCAUUGAGGUCAAAUAGUAAAGAUUUGUCCAAAAAAAGUUUAGUUUUCGUAACCUAUUUCACAUCUCUGAAUUCUGAACUUUAGAUUUGAAUGGUCAGUUUUUUGUUACUGUGCCUUUAAAAGUGACAAGUUCUGCUUGCACACCUGAUUUCAGGUUUUCUGUUGUGUGAAACAGUUCAGCCUCUUUACAAAGUCUGCAUUACAUGACAGGAUUACAAACUAAUCAGUGCUGAAAUGUCAGGCUGAAAUUAUUAGGUAUAGUAUAUCUGCAUGUUUCUACUGAUUCUCUGGAAGUAUAUGCAGAGUGUAGGUGCUACACAGCACAAUACAUGUGUAAAAUUAGAGUAUAAUGUGAUGUUUUACUCUGUGUGACAUCAAAAGUUGCAAAAUUAUUUAUUUGUUUGGCUUGAUUUCAGUUAUCCGGAAAGAUAAAGGAAUAUUUGAUUCCUCAUGAUAUGACCCGUUUAAAGCAAUGGAUGGAACACAUUCGGGCACUUUUGCUUAAAGUGACCCAUUUAAAAAAGUAUUGUAACUAUCUUGAGUUUGUUAGUUUACAAUGUGAGGAUGUAAAUCUUUCUGCUUCAACAGAAUUAUAAUUAAGAUCUCCAUUUCUUUAUGAUUUUUUUGUAUUACUGCUGACAUAAUAAAGAUUUAUUUAAAAUAAAA